Molecule: messenger RNA, 985 nt
Organism: Andrographis paniculata
Lineage: Eukaryota; Viridiplantae; Streptophyta; Magnoliopsida; Lamiales; Acanthaceae
Exons: 1
Coding region: 2-886 (294 amino acids)
Source: RefSeq, a predicted model, not a curated record
CAUGGCCACCGCCCGUCCGACGGCGGAGCCGCCGCCGGAUUCUCCAAUAAUGCAUUUCUCCCACCCACACGAGCUCCACCCUAUCUCCAUCCACCGCCACCAGCCGGCGCCGCCGAUUUGCGCCGCCUGCCGGCUCCGAUCCGGCGGCGCAAUGCUCACGUGCCUGCCAUGUGCCUUCGCAAUCCACCAAUCGUGCGCCGAGCUGCCGCCGCUGAUUACCCACGCGGCUCACGGCGGAUGCGUUCUGUCGCUGCUGACGGCGGCGGCGUAUCCCGGCGGCGCAUUCAGCUGCGACGGCUGCAAGCGCGGCGGCGACGGCUGGUCGUACCACUGCGGGCGGUGCGAGUACGACCUGCACGUGACGUGCGCGUGCCGGCCGCUGAGGAUCAGGGUCCCGGAGCACGGGUCCUGCGAGCUCCACCUGGUGUUCAGGAAUCCGUACGCCGCCUCCAAUGGCUUCGCCUGCGACGUCUGCCGGAAAAUCGGGGCCAAGCAGUGGCUCUACCACUGCACCGCCUGCGAGUUCGACGCGCAUCUCGAUUGCGCCGCCGCGCCGGAGCCGCCGCCGCCGCAGCAUGCGUUUCUGCCUCCAUCGCACGGCGGCGGAAUUAACGUCGGGAAUGCAGUAUCAUCUAUUCCGCCGUCGCCGGUAUCUGCAUUGCCACGUCACAAUUCUUUUCCGCCGGCGGCGGGUUCUGCUCCGCCGGCAGUGCAGCAGCCUCAAUUGGCGGUCAGUCCUUAUAGUGUGAUCCGACAGUUUCCGGCUCGGGUUCCCGGGUCUGGAUUCGGGUCGGGUCCGGUUAACGAACCGAGGAGAGAUGCGAGAAGCGGUGGGUUUGGGGAUGAUUUGACAGCGGCGGCGGCUGAAGGGUCGUUCGAAAAGUGACGGCGGCGGCAGAAAUUUGUUAUGGAAGAUAAAAGUAAAAAUCAUGUAUGGAUAUUUUGAAAAUUUUAUUAAAUAGUAUGUUUAAUUAGGGGGUGGUUA